AUGCCGCACUCAAUCGCUUCAGAAGGGUCAAAUGCCUCCCACAAGGACGACGAAGUUCUUCCAGACGCGCCUCCAGCCGCAGAUUCUCCCAACCCUGGCGAGAACAGUGGUAAUGGCACGGAAAAGGCGACAACUGGUGUGAAGCUGGAAGAUCUUUUCGACGAUGAAGAGGACGAUGACAACGAGUUUCCAGCCUCCAAUGCGCCUGCUGAAACUAAAAACGAGUCGACGGAUGCACCAGGGCCAGCGCCUGCCCAAGUCGAUACGGAAACCAUGUUAGCAUUUUACCAACGCCUAUUCCCAUUUCGCUAUCUAUUCCAAUGGCUCAACCACGGAGUUGUGCCCUCCCCUGACUUCGGGAACCGAGAGUUCGCUUUAACGCUGCAAAACGAUGCUUAUCUGCGGUAUCAAUCAUAUCCGACUGCGGAUCUAUUCCGCAAGGAUAUCCUAAAGAUGAAUCCUUCUCGUUUCGAAAUCGGGCCCGUCUAUAAUAGGAAUCCGCGAGAUCGAAAGACGCUAGGCGGCGGCCAACUGAAACCUCUUGCCAAAGAAUUAGUCUUCGAUAUCGAUUUAACAGAUUACGACGACAUCCGUACCUGCUGCACAAAGGCUAAUAUAUGUGAGAAAUGCUGGGCCUUUGUGACAAUGUCUAUCAAAGUUGUAGACACUGCGCUACGGGAAGACUUCGGUUUUGAGCAUAUACUAUGGGUAUAUUCGGGACGUCGUGGUGCUCACGCCUGGGUCUGCGAUCCUCGCGCACGAAAUCUUCCGGACGACCGACGAAGGGGAAUCGCAGGCUAUCUGGAUUUGAUCAGGGGCGGCUCGAACAGCGGCAAACGCGUCAACCUCAAACGGCCACUCCACCCGCACAUGAAUCGCAGCCUCGAGAUCCUAAAACCAUACUUUGCGCAGACCACUCUAGUGGAUCAAGACACCUUCGCCAGCACAGAGCAAGCGCAACGCCUAAUUUCCCUCCUCCCAGAUAAGGGCCUCAACGAGUCCCUGCGCAGGAAAUGGGACUCGGCCCCUGAUCGCUCAAGCACAAGCAAAUGGGCCGACAUCGAUGCCCUGGCAAAGACGGGGAAGAGCUCAACCUUAAAUACCACGGCCCUGCGUGAUGCCAAGCAAGAUAUCGUCCUUGAGUAUACCUACCCACGCCUCGAUUCCGAAGUCAGCAAAAAGAUGAUUCACUUGCUGAAGAGCCCCUUCGUGAUUCAUCCGGGCACCGGUCGUGUCUGUGUUCCCAUCGACAUCCGCAACGUAGAGGAGUUCGACCCUCUCUCCGUGCCCACUGUCACAGAACUACUGUCCGAAAUCGACUCGUGGGAUGCGGAAAACCCCAGCAAUGGUGCCGCAGAAGGCCCAGAGGGCGACGGGAGCGCUCUCCAUGAUUCCGAUGCUAGAGGCGGCCGCAAGCUUCAGGACUACGAGAAAACAAGCCUGAAGCCAUACAUUGACUACUUUCGUUCGUUCAUUGCAGGGCUUAACAAGGAAGAGCGCCAUGGCAAGCGGGAGCGCCACGAAGACGCCCCUGAGGUUAAAUCUGAGAGUAUGGAGUUCUAA
Aspergillus puulaauensis is the source of this 1563-nucleotide messenger RNA. RefSeq names its product DNA primase subunit PRI1. The coding region runs from base 1 to 1563 and encodes 520 amino acids. Gene Ontology annotation, cellular component: alpha DNA polymerase:primase complex. NCBI's taxonomy places the organism in Eukaryota, Fungi, Ascomycota, Eurotiomycetes, Eurotiales, Aspergillaceae. The transcript is spliced from 3 exons. The record is from RefSeq and is a predicted model, not a curated record. Gene Ontology annotation, biological process: DNA replication, synthesis of primer.